UUUUUUUUAUUAAUUUAGUUCACAGUAAAAAAGGGGGGAAUAAUCUGAGUGCCGCCCUCAAAGAGUUUACGUUCGCUAUUCUUUAUUAGUGGGUGUACCCUCCCCAAAUUUAGCAUUCAUAAUUGUACACCAGGGAAUCAACUCAUUUGUGCAAGUGGUGAGCUGGAAUGCGGAGCGAACCUUGGGCUUCUUCGAGGCCUCUCGCUGCGUGAUGACGUCAACGAGAAGUAGACACCGAGACCACGGCAGAGCCCCCAGGUUUGUUAGGUCCUACCAUGCGGCCGGGUUAAGGGCUCCGCACACACCUUCGCGCUGGCAGACUCGCUACCUCCACCCCAAGACCGAGGCGCGUACUUUCGUAGCUCCAAUCCCCGCCCCCUGCUUUACUCCACUUUCGUCCCCGCCCCUCGGCGUUUUCCCGCCAAGAGCCGUUACUGCCGCGCGGAAUUGUGGGCCAGAGGAGCCGGCAGCCGGGCCUAUUUUAGCCCUGCCCCGAGGCGCCAAACCGCCCAGAAGACGCGGCCUCCUUGGUCCCAAGAAGAUCAACUUGGCCCAACAGAAACAAGUAGCUCCAGUAAACACAAUUCCUUUGAAGGUUUUCUUUCUGCCAGUGGUUUUGCCAUUCUGAAGCCCAACGACUCGAUAUAUCGUACCAGUGCGGGACUCUUUUUCAAGUUCUCCGAUCGCUGCGGAGGGUGACGCCCCUUGCGCGUGCGCAACGAAUCCAGCAUAGCGCCCGUUGCGUUCCUGCGCGUGCGCAGCGUGUCCACGAGAGUGCCUCCUGUCUCCCCUCCCCCGUAUCCGUGCGCGGAGCAGGCAGAUAAGGGCGCCAUUUUGGAGCAGCCGCGGGAGACGUGGUGUAGCUUGCAGUUUUCCUCCGCUGUGUUUGGAGGGUGGGGGAGGGAAAUCCGGCUCUUGAAUCCGCGCGUUUCCUCAUCGUCGCUACCGCCAUGUCGGGAGGAGGAGUGAUUCGGGGCCCGGCCGGGAACAACGAUUGCCGCAUUUAUGUGGGCAACCUACCCCCGGACAUCCGCACCAAGGACAUAGAGGACGUGUUCUACAAGUACGGCGCCAUCCGCGACAUAGACCUCAAGAACCGCCGCGGAGGGCCCCCCUUUGCUUUUGUGGAGUUCGAGGACCCGCGGGACGCGGAAGAUGCAGUGUACGGACGUGACGGUUACGAUUAUGAUGGAUAUCGGCUCCGAGUGGAGUUUCCCAGAAGUGGCCGGGGUACUGGCCGAGGGGGUGGUGGCGGCGGUGGUGGUGGUGGAGCCCCUCGAGGCCGCUAUGGCCCCCCGUCCAGGCGAUCUGAAUACAGAGUGGUCGUAUCUGGGCUGCCUCCAAGUGGAAGUUGGCAGGAUUUAAAGGAUCACAUGCGUGAAGCAGGUGAUGUAUGUUAUGCUGAUGUUUACCGAGAUGGAACUGGUGUCGUGGAGUUUGUUCGGAAGGAAGAUAUGACCUACGCAGUUCGAAAACUGGAUAACACUAAGUUUAGAUCUCAUGAGGGAGAAACUGCCUACAUCCGUGUUAAAGUUGAUGGGCCAAGAAGUCCAAGUUAUGGAAGAUCUCGGUCUCGAAGCCGUAGUCGUAGCAGAAGCCGUAGUCGAAGCAACAGCAGGAGUCGCAGUUAUUCCCCAAGAAGAAGCAGAGGAUCUCCACGCUACUCCCCCCGUCAUAGUAGAUCUCGCUCUCGUACAUAAAGAUAAUUGGUGACACUUUUUGUAGAACCCCAUGUUGUAUACAGUUUUCCUUUACUCAGUACAAUCUUUCAUUUUUUUUUUAAUUCAAACUGUUUUAUUCAAAAUGGGCUGGUGUUGAAUUGCAUUCUUGUGUAAUAUCCCUUUGCUCCUAACAUCAACAUUCCCCUCAUGUCUUUGGUAAAUUGUAUUUUAAGUGAUGUUGUAGGCAGGAUUGUUUAAAUUUAAUUACCCAUGCUCUUCAGACUGUGAUAAUGCUGUGUAAAUGUCUGUGUUCCUAUGGUGUGUAUGAACUGGGAUGUUGGGAAUGUUUGGUUAUCUUGUCUUAUCUGGGGGAAUUCUUAUGUUUUAUCUUGCCUUUUCAUGUGUCUUUCUGUAGACAUAUCUGAAGAGAUGGAUUAAGAAUGCUUUGGAUUAAGGAUUGUGGAGCACAUUUCAAUCAUUUUAGGAUUGUCAAAAGGAGGAUUGAGGAGGAUCAGAUCAAUAAUGGAGGCAAUGGUAUGACUCCAAGUGCUAUUGUCACAGAUGAAAUUGGCAGUAUUGACCUUAUACUAGAAGGCAGUGGUUAAAACUUGAGUAUUUACAUCUACCAUAAAACACCUGCAAACGUUUUAUAUUGUAGUUACUUUGAGCUACAAUUGCUCUGCUCCUUAAAACCUUGGCAAUUGUGGCAAAGAUUACAUUGCCCGUUUAUAGUAAUUUUGACUCAUUUUGCUCCCCCUUUUUUGUUUUUUUGUUUUUUGUUUUUUGUUUGUUUUAAUAGGGACUAAUGUGGGAAGGACUGACUUAAUUUGUCACUAUGCUUAGUUACAACUGUUAAUGUAACCUGCUGUUGGUGUACAUGUGGGUACAGGGUAUCUUAAUUCCAAACAGAUAGAGUAUAAUAUCAAUACUGCUAAAUCUGCAUGUCCUCUGUGUGACUGAUAUAGCGUUGCUAUUUCAUUUUUAAGCAUCGAAAUGAAAGCAAAAUAUAGAACUCCGAAAUGUUGGUGUAGAUAACUAGUUGGGAAUAAUACCUUAAGUCUCACUUCACCCUUCCCCAGAUAUGUUUUACAACAGAGAAUUUAUUUUAAUUUAUAGAUUAAAUUGCAGAUGGGAGCACUAGUCUUAGUUUAGAACUAGGUGGGUAGCUAUAGCAGUAAAUUUUUCAACUACAUAACUUUUUGCAACCACAAAACCUGUAAUACACUGUACAGUAACAAAUGUUGGCAUUAUCAGUUGACCUGUAAAUAUACAAUGCUUCUUCCAAUUAGUCUCUAUGAUAAUUAAGUUUUUAAAAUUUAUCUGAACUUCACCAUUCAAAAGCUUGUUUUGGGGAAUUGAUAGUUAUUGAUGUACAUCUGUUAAACUGAUGACAGACAUAACUCAUCAUUCCCCAGAAACCUUUUUUUGAUUACAGUAUCUAACAUUUUGCCUCCUCUUUUUUGGUUUUGCUGGUUAUAAAGGUUUGGAUUGGAGAGGGCUCACUGGAUCCCAAUCCUUGGAGCUGGAUCAUUGGAUUCAAAUCAUAAUGUGGAUAGGAUAGGGAGGAUGAAUUACAAGGAUUCAUGGAGCGGGAUCAGAUUACCAGGAACAUAGGAGUGGAUUCCUGCCCCAACCAAACCGCAUUCGUGUGGAUUUUUUUUUUAUUCAACUUAAUUGGCUAUUCCAAAGAUUUUUUUCCUAUUUUUGACGAUUGGAGCCCUUAAGAUGCACGAUGGAAUUGUGUUUUGCAUUUUUUGGUAAAAGGAGCAAAGCGAGGACCUGGAGAGGUACGCUGGAGCAAUCUCCUUGGAAGGAUUCAGCACGAGUAGAUGGUAAACAUAUAAAGGGGAAAAGGGGGGGUUUGUUUAAAGUAAAAUAGUAAAUCAGUAAGUCGCUUCUAAAUUUAAAAAAAAAAAAACCAAAUUCGGAGUUGAAGAGUAAGUAGGUUUCCAAUUGGCUAUAGCCAUUUUCUUUGAAAAAUAAAACAUUUUUUAAAAAACUAUGCAUGGUUGUCCUUUUUCAUCUUGAUGUGAGAGCAGCUUUUUCAGUAAACUGGUGAGAAGUCUAAUAGCUUAAUUUAAAAUUGACUAAAACUUAUAGGUUUUGGGUAUUUUCUUCCCAUAUCAGCAAUUACAGAUUACUUCAAAAAGUUAGAUUAGCAUUUUCUGUGCCUGCUUUAUUUAGUAAACAACUAAAGGGCUAUAUAGAAGCCUACCAAAUGGUGGGAAAUUAUAGGAUAUGACUGAGUGGCCCUAAUGAGAUAAUCUCAUAUAAAUUUAAAGUUAAAAUUAAGUAGAUUAAGGUAAUAGAGUAUUGAAUGGCAAUUGUAAAUUGAAUUCAACAUUUGUUUACCUGAGAUUUGCAGGCAUAAGAGUUUACUAGGAGGUUGCUGUAUAAGAUGUUGAUUUCAUCCAUACUAUUAUCUACCCAUGUUUUAAAACAUCAUUAAUUGAUGUAUUGAUUUCAUCUGAGAAAUUGAGUUGCAAAUAAAAGGCUGGUUUUUGAUGGGAAGUUGUAUUUUUCAUAAAUUAAACUAUUACCAGCCUUGGCAGGCAGUUGUAUCCUUAGCUAUCAGCUUAUAAGAUAGAAGGUGAUUGGAACUGAAUUCUUGAACUUUGCCUACUUAUUCUUUGGGCAAAAUUCCAACAUCUGUUAGUAGUUAUCACUAAAAGCCCACAGAGAGAGACUAAUGGGCUUUGGAAUUAGGAGGACCUGGGCUCAAGACCAAAAAUUAAAAUUAAUGCCAGUCUUGUGCCCCAGGGAAUUCUCAAAAGAUUUAAAUUAUGUAGAUUUCCUAGGUGGGGAUGAUAAUUGAACAAAAAGUUGUUUGUUGGCUAGUUUAUUUUGAACCCCUAUAAGUGAAAAUCAGUCUUGAGGGUUCCUAAAUCCCAAUGAUACCCAUUAAAACCACUUACUCCUUUUAUUGUGAACUUCAGAAUCAAAGGUUAGUUUAUUUCAUUAAAUGUGAAAAGGAAAGUAGAAGGCAACCACAGUGGAAAAAAAAACAUUCAAAAUGAACUCUUUAGAAGAGGCUAAAGAUAGGCUUUAAAGUUGGAAGGUGCCUUAGAGGGCCAUAGUCCAACUAUAACCUUCCUGAGAUCACACAAGUGACAGCCAAAAUUACAUCCCAGGAUCUGGUUCUAAAUCUUGGUUUUUUUUUUUUUCCUGUUGUACUACUAGCUGCCUUCUGCUAAAUUUAAAACCAUUUCUGAGCUUAUCAAGUAUAGUGUACAAUUGAAAAGGUUGGUUAACACCCAUUAGGUUCUUAGCAAGCUAAGCAGGAGUAGAAAGUGUUCUCAAAUUACUAUUUGGAGAAAAUGUUGGUGGAAAUUUAUGUAAACAGAACCAAACAAGUCUUGGUUUGCUCUCACAAUGUAGACAAAAGAAACCUGGUCUCAAUUGAGUGAUAUCUUUACCAUUCUAAAUCACUUUGAUACCAUAACAAUUUGAGGUUAAUUCUAAGUAUACUGAAAAGUGAAAUUUGAAAUGUAGUUUGUUUAUAUGAUUAGGGCUAAACUGAGGAAAAUGAAAAUUCAAUUUGCCUACUUUUGGAAAUAUGGGGUAAAAAGUACAAGGAAUUCAAUGAAAACACUGUUCUAUCAAACUAGUUUAAUAAAAGUUUGUUUUUCUUGGCCUCUGAAUGAACUGUACCUGGGUUGUUGGGGGAGGCGGGGUGGAGCUAUAAUUAGUCCCAACAUUUCUAACCUAGAAGAAAUUUCUUUUAAGAAGCAUUUUAAUUUUCACAUCUGACUUGAGAGCAGCCCACCAUGUUACAGCCCACCUGGAAAUCUAAAAGGUAAGAUGUUUACUUGUUUAUGGUCCAUACUUUUAUAGUUGUAUAUAUUGUUAAUUUCAAAUAAAUUAAUCUAUGAGAAGAGUUUUUAAGCCAUGCUUUGGCUAUAUUAUGAGACUAGCAGUUCACAGGCUAUAGUUUUGGUUGGUAUAUUAAAGAACUGUAUCCUUUUCAUGCUUCAUUUUCUUUCAAUUCCUAUGGAGAAUCUCUAUUUUUAAGACAUACUUAGUGUAAUCAUUGAAUGCUUGUGACAUUUGGCACAUACUUUUUCUGCUUAAGCUAAUUCUAUAACUGAUCAGCUGUAUAGGGGCAGAACUCACUUUUUUUAUUAUAUCAGUUUAAAAAUAAAAUGCCUGUGUGUAUUUUAUCAUUUUUAGUGUCAUCAAGUUAGCUGGAAAUAAAAGUUUUUUACCCCAGACAUGUGCUUUUCAGUCUGCUGGGGUUCUUUUGUAUAUCAACCAAACGUCAGGCUUAGAGAACAGAAUUCUAAUCUUUAAUAAGUGUGAAUAUGAACUUUAGGGGGUCAGGUCAUAGAACAUCCCUUAGUAUGUUUGGGGAUCCUGACUGGAUGGGGGAGGGGGGCUAAUGAAAGCCUUUGAAAAAAGUAGAAGGCUUAUGUUUUAAGAAAAUAGUAUAACAAAUAUCUACCUCACGUUCUAGUUUUUUCAGUGUACCAAUGUUAUAGUCUCAACCAUUAUAAACGAGUAAGUCACUUGAUAUUUGUUUUGUCCCCUUACAAAAUAGUAUUCCCUAAGUGGAAUUAAAUGAUGCUAUCCAUAGGAAAAGUCUUCCCAUAUUAAUAGUGCUUUUUUAACCUUACUUAAAGGGAUAAUAGCAUACAAUAGCGUAAAUUAACUUUUGUUUUAUGCUUAGGCCCAAGAAGUUUCAACAUACUGAAGCCAGCAUUUGUUCCUAUGAAUCCAAGCACUUUGGAGGUGCUUUUUGCCAGCUAUGAAAGCUCCCUGAACAGAAUACUUAGAUAAAGUCUGUUGUGAGUCUUUUGGGGGAGGAAGUCUUUGUUUCCUUACUGACAAAACAAAUACCUAUUUGCCCAUAAGGAGAUGCUAGGUAUUUUGGAUCAAACAAGUUUUAUGCCUCUUUAGGCUUAGUUCUUUAUAGUUUAAAAGAGAAGGUAUGACUUAACCAAAACAUUCCUUGUACCUUCUACCUAUUUGGUCUAGUGUUAUACUUUUGAAUACAUUAUAAAGAGAACUCUAGUUGUCUAGAAUACAAAAAUUAAUUUUGAUUCUGAGACUAAAACUUUUUCAAAAGAGAUUUUUGCAUCUCUGUGGUUGAGAGAACUGCUGUUUUCAUGUUUUUGUUAUAAUUUGUCUUAAGCAAAGCAUGAAAUCUCAAUGUGUAUACCCUAAAGUCUAUCCUUAUGUUAUUCUGAUGUUUAUUCUCUACUACAAACUAGAGCAAUAGCCAUAGUUGUAAGUCAGAAUUUUAGUUAUCUGAACCAUGAACAUAAUAAUUUUUUAAAUCUGGGUAAUUGUAUGCUACUCGGUAAUUUUUACUUAUCUCAAGGAGUGAAUUGGAAUUUAUUUCAACUAGAAAAGUUUAAAAAUAGUUUGGAAUUCCCAUCAGAACAAUUUAUGUGAAGAUCCACUCUAAACCACACGGGGGAGCCAAUACUAUCUGUAAAAAUCUCUACCACAAAAGUUUAAAGUUGGGUUGCCAUUCUAGUGUUGCUUAUUGAAUUAGAAGCAAAGAGGGAAUAUUCUUUACCACUAUUUCUCAUUCCUUUUUCAUUCCAUAUUUUAUUUACAUUUGAACUUCAAUGCUAGUUCUGAGUCAACUCUUCUACUUCAAUUUAGGUUUGAAUGAAUGGGUAGCUUUCUUCGAAACCUCUCGUGGGAUAUGGCAUUUUAAAGGCCCAAGUGCAAUUGGACUUUUCUGAUAACAACCUGUUACAAUGAGUGACUGCGUUUGGAGGGAUGGGUACAAGAAUAACAGUGCAAAGAAGAAGGAAUUUAGGUGUGAAUUAGUCUUUCUUUGACAAUUAAAAUUGUUUUUUGAA
Messenger RNA from Monodelphis domestica (gray short-tailed opossum), 7474 nucleotides. It is a transcript of the gene SRSF1, whose product is annotated as serine and arginine rich splicing factor 1. Lineage: Eukaryota; Metazoa; Chordata; Mammalia; Didelphimorphia; Didelphidae. Gene Ontology annotation, cellular component: cytoplasm; nucleus. Gene Ontology annotation, molecular function: mRNA binding. The record is from RefSeq and is a predicted model, not a curated record.